This is a messenger RNA of Racocetra fulgida, 248 nucleotides long. NCBI's taxonomy places the organism in Eukaryota, Fungi, Glomeromycota, Glomeromycetes, Diversisporales, Gigasporaceae. The record is from the annotation of a GenBank genome assembly.
AUAUUUACUAUAACUCUUGGACUGAUUUAAAUUUUGAUCAAAUUAAUCAAAAACCUAUACCUGAUGUUUUACCUAUAGAAGAAAAUCUACCAACUGAACAAGAAGUACUACAAUUUAUAUUUAUACUAUCUGACAAUACUGAAGAUAUAGAUGAUAGCCAAGACCCAUGGGAAAUAAUUAAAGAAAUUGUAAUUGCCUCUGGUCAAGCUCUAGGAUAUGAUCUUGAUAAUGAACUAUCUGACAAAUGA